Messenger RNA from Vombatus ursinus (common wombat), 3847 nucleotides. It is a transcript of the gene EAF1, whose product is annotated as ELL associated factor 1. The transcript is spliced from 6 exons. Lineage: Eukaryota; Metazoa; Chordata; Mammalia; Diprotodontia; Vombatidae. Gene Ontology annotation, biological process: regulation of transcription elongation by RNA polymerase II; positive regulation of DNA-templated transcription. Gene Ontology annotation, molecular function: transcription elongation factor activity. The coding region runs from base 178 to 960 and encodes 260 amino acids. The record is from RefSeq and is a predicted model, not a curated record. Gene Ontology annotation, cellular component: super elongation complex.
UCGCACCCGCCCCACUCUCAGCCUCGGAGCGGAGCGGUGUCUCGGUUGCACCGUUCCCCCCCGGCCUCUUCCGGAAGUGCCGGCCGGCCCUCAGGGCGGGGGCGGCGCUGAGGAAGCCGGCGCAAGAGUCCGACCGGGCGGUGACCGGAGGCCGCUUCCCCCGGCGGGGAAAGGGCCAUGAACGGCACCGCGAACCCGCUGCUGGACCGCGAGGAGCACGGCCUGAAGCUCGGCGAGAGCUUCGAGAAGAGGCCCAAGUCCUCCUUCCACACCAUCCGCUAUGAUUUUAAACCAGCAUCCAUAGACACUUCAUGUGAAGGAGAGCUCCAGGUUGGCAAAGGAGAUGAAGUCACAAUUACACUACCACACAUUCCUGGAUCAACACCUCCAAUGACUGUGUUCAAAGGAAACAAAAGACCGUAUCAGAAAGACUGUGUUCUCAUCAUUAAUCAUGACACUGGUGAAUACGUGUUGGAAAAACUCAGUAGCAGCAUUCAGGUCAAGAAGACAAGAGCUGAAGGAAGCAGCAAAAUCCAGGCGAGAAUGGAACAGCCCCCUGCUCGGGCACCACCACCUCCUGUACCAUUUAGGGCCCCAAUGAAACCCCCAAUUGGACCAAAAACCUCUCCUGUGAAAGACAACCCUUCACCUGAACCCCAGUUGGAUGACAUUAAGAGAGAGCUGAGAGCAGAGGUUGAAAUCAUCGAGCAGAUGAGCAGCACCAGCGGAAGCAGCUCGUCAGACUCGGACAGCUCCUCGGGCAGCGACGACGACAGCUCGAGCAGCGCAGGGGACGAGCCGGCCGCCAGGGCCUCCCCCUCGCAGCCUGCUCCCCAGCAGUUCAGUCACAGAACCCCUGUGGCCAACGGCACCGGCCGGCCUCCGGGAAACAACCAGCUGAUGAACACCCUGCGAAAUGACUUACAAUUGAGCGAGUCUGGCAGUGACAGCGACGACUAGCGUUGGAGCUUCCUGCAUCUUUCUCUUUGGUAGGAGAACAUGUGGAGGCAGCAGGACAUGAGCAGGAGGCCCCCUGCCAAGGAGAGCUUUUGGGGGGGAGCUGUCGCUGAGCCCGAGCAGGCGUGCUCUUGUAUAUAUUAAGUGAAUGCAGUUUUACAAGUUUUACCUAGAUCUGUAGAGUAAAUAACUAGGAGGGUUGUUUUUUGGUUAACGUUGUACAUGGAAAACCUGAACUGUUGGGGGAGGGAGGGAAUCUUGGUUUUUCAGAGGUUGAGUGAUAGUCACUAGUUUGGACAUGUCAUCUUCAUUGCCGAAGCAAACGAUUUGGCCUUUGGGGGGAAGCAGCAUCCCCAAAGUGUGUUAAAGCCUCUUCUAAUUAUUGACCACAUGGAGAUGAAGGUUUUAGCCUUCUUUGCCUAAUUAGACCUGACCUGAUAGGUCAGUGGAGACAUACUUAGGCAGAGACUUUCAGAAGUAGACAGAACAUUGUAUGUGAUCCAUUCCAAGCAGGGAGGCUUAGGCAGAUUCGAGUAAAACCCAAGGUUCCAGCACUUUCUCUAUUGUACCAUAAUGACUCCCAUUAUAUUUAAUCAAAUAUUUAUUGAACACCUACUGUGUGCAGAGCUUAGGUAUGUAGCAAAACCAAUGAUCUAUGUACAUAAAGCAAUCAGAUACAUAUUGGAGCUUUGUACCUAGACUGUGAAAGUCACAACUACCGUUUUGUUUCUAGUUUCAAUGUGGGCCAGUGAAAGUUGGCUCUGUACAGGACAGAAGAAUCCCAUGUGUAGGUGCAGUGACUAUGAGAUUUGAGUACUGAGUCGAUAAGGAAAAAUCACGAGCCCAUGUUCAGCUUUCAUUGGACGUAAUUGAUUCAGUGGAUUUUUAAAGGAAUGGAUUUUUUAAAAAGAAAUAAUAGGAAUGACUCUGAGUAGGAGGAGUUAGGGGAGAAUACUACUGAAUGUGUGAACUAGAAGUGAGUUUUUAAAAAGUAUCCCAGGGUGAGUUUGAAAGUACCAUAUGAAAGGACCAUAACUCUCCUUGAUUUGGGGAUUCCCCCCCUUUUAUACAACUAUGUUUAAAUUACAGGUUGUAUAUUUAUAUAGCUGGAAACAACACAAAAUAUGCCCUGUUUUGUACAGAUCUUCUGCAAAAUGCUUAAAAUACUGAUAGAAUGAAAAUGUUCUAAGACAGCAGUCCCGAGUUACGAUUAAGUGUACCUUAUUAAGUGUACAUGCAGUAGGUCUCCAUACAGUCUAAAUGAACAUCCCAUUGCUUAUAAUUAGAAUACAUAUUUCUUAACACAAGAAAAUUCUUUUGCUUAUGUUUGCUGGGCAUAUAGAUUUUAAAUUAGUUUCUGGCCUAUUGCCUCCCUGACUUACGCCUCCUUUUCACCCCCACCAUUCCCCUACCUGUCAGCUCUUCAACACCAGUUCUGAAGUAGAAGGACAAUUUGAAUCUAAUCGUGGGAUACAAGACACAUGGGGGAAGCUCAAAGGAAUAUAAUUAAGGGGAGCCAUAGUUAGGAGGCAGGAGGAAGGGGAGAAAAACUCUUUCCCCUUACACAUUGGCCAAAGAAAGCUGGGAGUUCAAGGGGGAAUAAACCUCAUUGCCUUGUGACCUUUAAGUACUUUUUGGUUCUUACCCAAAUCUCAGGCUCUUAGAUUGAAUUUAAUGGAGUAUAAGAAUUUAUUUAUAAUGAAUUGAUAAUUUAUUUAUAAUCUGUUGGUAGUGUUGACAUUAGAGAUGGACAAUACCAUCAUCAGUUUAUAUUAUUGCUGGAAAUAAGGAAUAUUUAAGUGUUUCACUGCUAUUAUUAACUUGCCCAAUUCUUUGAGCCAGAUUUCAGUCAUUUGAACUAAGGUUUCCUGUGUAAGCUUUUAAAUUUUAAAUAAAAACAAAUGCUAAAGGAAGCAAACAGGACCUUGGUUCUAACAUCUCCAAGUCUAGAUGUUCAUUUGCUAAUCGUCAAAAAGAGUUGUGUAAACGCAUUAUUUGCACGUAGCACUAUGGUUAGUUAUUCAGAUAUAGUAGACUGGUAGGGGAAAUAUGGAGAGUAGGGCAUUCCAAGAAUAUGCAUACUUUGGAUGACAACUUGGACAUGGGAGCCAUGGAUGUUUUCAACAUUUUGAAGCAUUUUGUGGAAUUUUUCAAAUUUUCUUUUGUUAUUUGUCUCCCAUCCUUUUGUAUUUGUUUAGAGACUGGUGGUCGUAGUGGAUAGUAAUAAAUCUCAGAACCCUGCCUUUCGGAAAUACUUGUUAUACAGUGCUUAAAUUUUACAUAUAAAAUCACAGUAGGGUUUGGAUACUUGCAAACUCGAGAUUUUUAUCUGAAACCAAGACUACUUAUUCUUUAUUUGCUUUUUGUCUGUAACAGUCUCAUGUUUUUCCGUGUGUGUUUAUAUUUGCUUGUCUUUGGUGGUGGGAAACCUUAAGAUUCCAAAAUCCCUUUUCCUUGAUUAAGAUAACAGAUUCAGUAGGAUGUGUGUGUGUGUUUGUGAUGUAUUUAUAUGUUGUUUUGAAAGAAAUAUUCUCAUGUGGAUGUAUAUUAGGUUAUAGUAAAAAUGGAAUUAUUCCAAUGUGGUAUGGUAGGUGGCAUUUUGGAAACUCAGGAGUAGGUUGAAGUAAAAGAUGAGUAGAAUAGUGAUCAUCACUUACCAUUGCCUUUUCCCCAUCAUCACUCUUGUCCCGAGUUCAUUUUAACAAGUUAACUUAAAGUUGUCUGGCUUUGUGAUUGCAGUUUUCAAAAUCUUGUGCCUAGAAUUUAUUUUCAUAGCUGCUUUACUGUAGGGUAGAAAUAUGCAUGUUUACAUUUAUGUAAAAUAUUUGCAGUGUGUAAAGUUUUAUAGUUUACUCUUUUAAAAAAAAUCACUAUAUUUAAAUAAGAAAUU